Molecule: messenger RNA, 743 nt
Organism: Branchiostoma floridae (Florida lancelet)
Lineage: Eukaryota; Metazoa; Chordata; Leptocardii; Amphioxiformes; Branchiostomatidae
Product: pentatricopeptide repeat-containing protein 2, mitochondrial-like
Biological process (GO): mitochondrion organization; multicellular organism development; regulation of mRNA processing
Cellular component (GO): mitochondrion
Molecular function (GO): RNA binding; protein binding
Source: RefSeq, a predicted model, not a curated record
CUAUUAGUGGAAGAUCCCACAUAUGUUGUAAGAACUCCAAAAUGGCGGCGUCCUUGGUGCACGUUUUGCGUUUCGCUUCUCGACAUGUCCGGUUAAAUUCGUCCUUUCCCGUGGCAGUGGAGGGGAGAAGAUAUCUGCUGUCCCCUGAUGUACUCCGGUACGACAACUACCUCAAGCAGUCGUCCAUCAUAGCAGACCAGAUGGAGGGAAGAAUAGACGUCUUCCAUGGCGCCAUCGCAGAUAAACUCCAGCGGGAGCUUCCCCUAGCGGAAAACGAUGUGAAGCACAUGCUGCACACCUGCAGGACGCAGGAGGACUUCAAACUGGCGGAGAAGGCUCUCAAGAGCUACCAUGAGCAGACUCAGCACAUCAGAAGAAGACACUUCCGGUACGGCCCCGUGCUGAUGAGAUGUUGUCAGCACCUGGGGCUGGAGGAGAAGGCUCUAGAGCUGGUCACAGAUCAGUCCCUACAGGACAUUUUCCUGGACGUGACGACCUACUGCCUCCUCAUGCACAUGCUGUUCACCAGGAGCGAUUACAAAGGAGUGCUGCGUGUGUUUGAGUUGAUGCACAGUCGCUCCAUCAGGGCAAACGCCAACUCCUACAAGCUGGCCUUCGCUGCUCUCUAUAAACAGAACACUCCUGAGGCCUUUGCCAGAUGUAAGGGUCUGUACGAAGGUGUUCAGCAAGGAGACCUCACGGACGAGACUACAGGAUUCAUCAUGGCUUUAGCACUUAACCAG